AUGUCUAUGGCAAGUGCAAUUGUUCCUGAAACGCUGAGACAUGAUCUCUGGGAUUUGAUUGAAUCGCCAAGUGGAACGGAACCUCCUAAUCAAGAAGUUGCGCCUAAAGCGGAAUAUAAGGCUUGGAGGAAGAAAAAUGCCACUGCUUUACAUGCAAUUCAAAUUUGCCGCAGACCUUAUAUGAAUUUUAAGUCUGAGCUGAGCACCGAUUCAGCCAAAAUUGCUUGGGAUAAUUUGGCCAAGUCUUUUAGAAAGCCAUUGCCAGUUCCAAAAGGCAAUGCUGGAAAGUUUCAAAUUCGUGACACAGACUCCGAGUUUGACGACUUUGACCAUACAAACUCCGACCUUGACACAGACAAUGGCACUGGAAAGGCUAAGGAUGGCAAUACUCGAUUUGCUGGCCUAGCUGACUCUGUAUAUAGAGGUGGCUGGCAUUCAACAAUGAACUUUCUUGACAGACAUGUUGGUACGAUCAUAGCCAGAACUAGUCUAGAGAAGCUGAGAAAAAAGCACUGCAAUAAUUUUAGGCGUCUUUGUCAGAAUAGUACAUGA
Molecule: messenger RNA, 552 nt
Organism: Dovyalis caffra
Lineage: Eukaryota; Viridiplantae; Streptophyta; Magnoliopsida; Malpighiales; Salicaceae
Source: the annotation of a GenBank genome assembly